Styela clava is the source of this 2076-nucleotide messenger RNA. Its product is annotated as methylthioribulose-1-phosphate dehydratase-like. Lineage: Eukaryota; Metazoa; Chordata; Ascidiacea; Stolidobranchia; Styelidae. Gene Ontology annotation, cellular component: cytoplasm. The record is from RefSeq and is a predicted model, not a curated record. Gene Ontology annotation, molecular function: methylthioribulose 1-phosphate dehydratase activity; metal ion binding.
AAUAACUUUUGAAAAAUGAAGGAAAUAUUCAUACAAGUUUAAGAGUAUUUUCCAAUUUUCUGCUAUUCCAAACGUGACUUGGCAUAUGUUUUGAGGCGCUGCCUCAAAAUAUGCAACACCUGCCUCAAAAUAUACAACACCAUGUCGCUAUACACUCCGGCGCGUCAUGUUCUGGUUUCUGAUUCCUGCAUCCAGGUGUUUGAGAAUUUGGCAUCACUGUGAAGAUAAGAACGUAUGUCGAACCAAGAAGUCACGUCGCUACCAGCCCGUGUGCAGAUGUGGGAUACCAGUACCAAAACAGAUGCCAUAAGAGGGAAGAAAGGAUUUUUAAUUUGUUUUCGUUCGGUUUUUCAAAAUGAAAUAUAUUUUUCAGGAUACUUUAUGACGAAACAGCAACGAUUUAAUUACUCAUUGUGCAGUAAGAAUAGUCAUGGAUGCAUUGAAUUACGGAGCUUAUAUUGCGUCACAAUAUGGCGGAGAACGAAGCUCGGAUAUGCAUUCGUCGAGUUAUAACUCUCCAUCACAUCACGUAGAUGUUGACGAAAGAGACGUUAAAAAAGAAAAACGACCCGGAAAACUCGUGGUUCGUUUUCCAAGUCACGGCAGUCAUCAAAAUCGAUUGGAUAAUAAUGACACAACACCACUUUCAAGUCCCAGUCCUGGACCAAUGUCUGGCCUCUCAGAAAAUAAUAUGACAAUGCUCUGCAGGUCAAGUUCAGAUUCCAUGGAAUUAGUUCCAGCAUCAAAACGAAGACGAGGCAGACCACGAAAAUUGAAUCCUGAUGGAAGUUAUGCAACUAAUCAUAUCCCGGUAAGGCUCAGUAACAGUAUUCAAACACAGCAGUACAACAGACGAUUAGCAACCGAUCACCCUCGUAAUUUAAUCCCAGAGUUAUGUCGCCAGAUGUUUAAACUCGGGUGGAUGUCUGGGACCGGUGGAUCAAUGACUAUCAGACAGAACAAACAGAUUUUUGUAACACCGUCUGGUGUCUCCAAAGAACGGAUAUUACCGCAGGAUUUAUUCGUGCUCGAUGAUCAUGGAAAUUUACUCGAUUGUCCGAUUCAAGAAAAGCGAUUAAAAAUGACAGACAAUGCUGUUGUAUUCCUUUCUAUAUAUUCUAUGCGAAAUGCAGGUGCAAUUAUUCAUAGCCACAGUCCUAAAGCAGUUAUGGCGACGUUAUUAUUUAAAGACAGAGAAUUCCGAAUCUCACAUCAGGAAAUGCUUAAAGGAAUGUUUAAGGGAAAUUCUGGAGAGCGUUACGGCAAUGAAGAAACCCUAGUCAUUCCAAUCAUUGAGAAUCUGCCUUCCGAGAGAGAUUUGCAACACAGAGUCACCAUAGCAGUUCAGCAAUACCCCAUGUCUAACGCAGUACUUAUCAGACGACAUGGACUCUAUGUCUGGGGGGAUACAUGGCAAUCUGCCAAGUCACAGUCAGAAUGUCUUGACUAUUUAUUCGAACUUGCUCUUGAAAUGCAGAAAUACGGACUCGACCCUGCCGCAAUGCCUUCAGGGGAACAUGGCAUUGUCGACUGAAAAUGUGAACAUUGUUUUUAGACGUGUAAGUUCUGGAGUUUCGAAAUUUCAGAAUAUUCGAAAUUCUGGAUUCUGGAAGGGAUGUUCAGCUUAGUCCACACACACACAUACAUCUGAAAGCUGCAACAUUCCAGGAAACGUUUUGUAUUCCUUACCGAUUCCCCUUUUUCGUGAAAUGAUCAGCUUUUGUAGACGUAUAUUUUUAUAUGCUUAUGUUUCACCUUAACAAUCAGACAUCAAUGGCUGUCAGUAUUUUGUGGUGUGUGAAAGCUCGUCAAAAUGAGAAGGGUUACUCGUCUUUUGAAACUUCUCGAUGGACACCAGUGACUGCAAUAGUUUGAUGGUGUGCAAGGUGGUUUAAAAAGAUGGCAUAAACGAGGGAAUUAGCGACCCAAAUAACUCUGCAGAUAACUUGAGUGGGGGCUCCCGAAGUAUGCGAACCAAGAUGGCGGACAUCGGAAUGUAAUAUGUGUACUAGGUUAGGGUUAGGCCAUAAUUUUAGGUAUAAAUACUACGGGAGGCUCUUGGCUAGUCUUCGAACU